Messenger RNA from Maniola jurtina (meadow brown), 2756 nucleotides. RefSeq names its product UNC93-like protein. Gene Ontology annotation, molecular function: potassium channel regulator activity. Gene Ontology annotation, biological process: regulation of potassium ion transport; regulation of muscle contraction. Gene Ontology annotation, cellular component: striated muscle dense body; plasma membrane. Lineage: Eukaryota; Metazoa; Arthropoda; Insecta; Lepidoptera; Nymphalidae. The record is from RefSeq and is a predicted model, not a curated record. Bases 377 to 1933 code for a protein of 518 amino acids. The transcript has 11 exons.
ACACGCAAAGAAGCGCGCGCGCACGCAACACCGCGCUUCCCCGCUUUUACCGUUUUUCCGAUAAGCAGGAUCUUGUCUGUGAAACAAAUUUAACCGCGGGAUCUAUUUUACUCCUUCUGCACCUCGAUCCGUAAAAUUAUUGAGUGAAUAUUUUCAAAAUAUUAUACUUAAAUUUACACGUCAGGUUGUAAUAAAAUAAAGUGACUUAAUUACUGACCUGAAUUAAAGAACAGUUAAUUUAAAUGCGCAUAAGUGUGAAAUAUGAUAUGACAUAAUAAGUGAACUUUAAUGAUUAUUUUAUUCAGUAAGUAAUUGAUUAAAAGUGAAUUUUAACGACUGUUUGGAUAAACCUGAAAACUAAAGGAAUAAAGUCAAAAUGACGAAAGAUACGAAAGACAUUGAUUUUAAAUCAAAGGAUAUAAAAGAGCUUGACUUGAAGACAAAGGAGAUGAAGGAGUUUGACUUUAAACAAAAGGAUGUAAAGGAUAUUGACUUGAAACAAAAGGAGAUUGAGGAUAUAGAUUUCAAACCAAAGGAGACAUGGCGGAUUAUGAAGAAUGUUGUGAUCAUCAGCAUAGCUUUUAUGGUGCAGUUUACUGCGUACAGUGGUGCCGCAAACCUACAGAGUUCGAUCAAUGCUGAAGCAGGCCUGGGAACAGCUUCUCUGGCGGCUGUGUAUGCGGGCCUCAUCUUCUCCAAUAUCUUCCUUCCUGUCGUAGUCAUAAAAUGGCUGGGCACGAAGUGGGCCAUGUCUCUGUCCUUCAUCACGUACAUGCCGUACAUCGCGGCGCAGCUGUACCCGCGCUUCUGGACCAUGAUACCGGCUGGUCUGUUCGUAGGCUUGGGAGGAGGGCCACUAUGGUGCUCAAAAUGUACCUAUCUGUCUGUAGUUUCAGAAGUCCAAAGCAAAAUAACCAAUAUUUCAGCGGAAGCCUUACUGGUGCGCUUCUUCGGGGUUUUCUUCAUGAUUUUUCAACUCAAUCAAGUUUGGGGCAAUCUCAUUUCUUCAUUAGUCAUCUCAUCAGGUGACAACUUAGCAGCAGUGACUGCGGUAAACGCAUCCAUGAUACCAAAACUUUGCGGUGCCAAUUUUCUGCCCAGUGCUGACGCAGGAGAGGCUCUGAAGCCACAACCUCCAGAGAAGAUACAAAUGAUUGCAGGCAUUUAUUUAGCGUGCAUGGCUGGUGCUGCUCUCAUCGUAGCCAUUGGUGUGGAUUCAAUGAAAAGGUACAAGACUAACCGUGGCGAAACUGGUUCAGGAUUAUCAGGAGUGGCUCUGUUGGUGGUUACGCUCAAGUUGUUGAUAGAACCUAACCAACUCAUGCUGGUCAUUAUCAACAUCUUCGUCGGAAUGCAGCAGGCCUUCUUUGGUGCAGAUUUUACUGCGUCGUUCGUAUCAUGUGCCAUCGGCACGGGCACAGUCGGGUUCGUGAUGAUGACCUAUGGAAUGGCAGAUGCCAUAGGAUGUGUCGUUUUUGGAUAUUUGGCUAAGGUCACCGGUCGUCUACCCCUCAUCAUCGUAGCUACAAUCGCCCACUUUGUGCUCUUCGUGUCAAUAUUAGUAUGGAAACCGCAAUCUGACCAGAGCCAUAUCAUGUUCAUUAUAGCUAUCUUUUGGGGUCUUUGCGACUCCAUUUGGCUUGUGCAGAUCAAUGCUUACUAUGGAAUCCUGUUCCCCGGCAGAGAAGAAGCGGCGUUCUCUAACUUCAGACUGUGGGAGUCAGUCGGUUACAUCAUUGCCUACAUCAUAUCUCCCUACUUUCGAACAAGCGCCAAAACUUACAUCCUACUGGGCAGUAUGAUUGUUGGAGUUUUCUUCUAUUUCAUCGUGGAAUAUAGGGAUAGGAAGUCCAAAAAAAUGUUAGAGGUAACGCCUGUGGACAAGUAUGUUGGCGGGCUUGACAAUUCCGCGUAUAAUCAUGGUGAAAAAUGAGUGAUGACAUUAUGUAAUUUUAGUUACACAGUUUGAUUGAGACGGCUCGUGAGGUAGGGUUUGUCAACCAGUGUCUCCAUUUACGUAUAAAAAAGUGGACUCUUUAGUUUGAAGCUUCCGGGAUCAUAAAAAUGGCGUAUGGGCGGAGCCUAAAUAAGUUUUAGGGCUGGCCUUAUCGAUACUAAAAUGCUCGACAAAAAAUUGUCAUAAUUUUAUUUUGAAAAACAUUAUAAUCCUCUAUAAUCUAUGAUCGAUGCCUGUCUCACUUUCCCGAAAUCUGCACUUUACUCCAAAAGCCGUCUCAGUCUGCUAUUUAACUGUAACUAGAAACUGAAUUAUUAAUAUAAUAAUAUAAAUACUAGAACUGUAAUUGUAACUAAAUUGUUAUUAUCAAAUAUAACUGAAUAGGCAAUCGUUAUAAAAUAAAUAAUUUAUGUAUGAGUGAGGACUGUAGUGUAGGACAAAAUCUGUGUUAUAAAAUAAGUUAUUGACUUCGUUCGACUUUUGAGUUUUGACAAGGAUAAAAUUACUUACAAUUUAGCAAUUUUAUCAAUGAGAUACUUUCUCACAAUCACGAUAUUUUAAGUUAGAAUUACUUAACUACUUAAGUUGACUAGAUACCUACCUAUAUUAUAAUUUAAGUUUGAUAUUUAUAAUUGUUAAGCAGUAUUUUAAUUAAUUAAGUAUAAAUAAGUUCUAAUUUUAAUGUAAAACCGUGAUAUAAAUAAUUAUAAAUAUUAUGUACUUCCUAACCGAUACCUACUUUUUAACCGACUUCUAUGACUUCUAUCAAAUCCUUUUGCAAUGUAAACUAAAUUUUAUU